UAUCCGUCGUCGGGAAAGGUGUUUGUCCAUUACUCCAUUACACUUUAUGUAUACAUAUAUAUAUAUACAAGAUAUAUGUCGAUAAAAAUAUAUACAUAAAAAUAAAAAAUAAUAUCAACAACUCAUAUAUAUAAUUACAGUACAAGUACAAGUUAAGUAUUCUCUGAAAACUAGAGUAUAAAUUAAUCAAGUCAACGUCAUCAAGAAGUCAAUCGUAAUCAGACGGAGGUGAUUGUUAUUAAAGACGUAAGCCGAGUCAUUAAGUAGUUUUAAACCCAGGUGUCCAGUGUGUUGCGUUACCGGAAGUCACUACCCAGGAAAAAUACGUCCAACGAAAAUAAAAAAAAAUAAUAAGACGAAAACGAAAAGCCAGCAGCAGAAUAAAAUAAAAAGUACGUCUGCGCGUAAUGGUGAACUAGGUGGGGGUAAUUUUAAACAAGAGCGAGAGAGAAGUGAUUGAUAGACAAGACACGAUAACAGCAACGUAGAGGAACACAAUCGUCCUCGUAGAUCGUGUAUUAAGUCACAUGGUCACGUGUUGCAUUCAUGAUCCAUCAGCUGCUUUAAUUCAUCCUCUUUAUUUAUUUAUUUUUUAUUCUGAGGAUCCAGAUUCCGAUCCAGACAGCCGACGCAUCUCAACCGAAGGCUGUAAGAAUGACAAGUCCACCAGUUUACGAAGGUGAAAACAGCCCGGAAUUGUCAUCAGAAUCAUUCUUGAGUACUUUGGAUCUAGUAUUACUUGCAUUAUUACUUUUCGCGGCAAUCUGGUACGUUCUGAAAAGAAACAGACAAGAUGAUUUGCCGCCAGCGACUAAAUCUUAUUCGAUACAGCCAACGAGUUUUACAUCAACGGCACCUACGGAGAACUCAUUUAUAAAAAAGUUACGAACAUCCGGACGUAGUCUCGUUGUAUUUUAUGGCAGUCAAACAGGAACUGGAGAAGAAUUCGCUGGAAGAUUGGCCAAAGAAGGUGUCCGCUAUCGAAUGAAAGGAAUGGUCGCUGAUCCAGAAGAAUGCGACAUGGAGGAACUUGUUAAUUUGAAGCAAAUAUCAAACAGUCUUGCUGUUUUUUGUCUGGCUACCUACGGAGAAGGCGAUCCUACUGACAACGCAAUGGAGUUUGUAGAUUGGCUCAAAAAUGGCGACGCUGAUCUUACGGGACUUAAUUACGCCGUCUUUGGAUUGGGUAACAAGACGUACGAACAUUACAAUGAGGUUGCUACUUAUGUUGACUUUAGACUUGAACAGCUUGGGGCCACGAGAGUUUUUGAAUGCGGACUGGGAGAUGACGAUGCCAACAUUGAGGACGACUUCAUAACAUGGAAAGACAAAUUCUGGCCGGCGGUCUGCGACUUCUUUGGUAUCGAAGGCGCUGGAGAAGAUGUCAGCAUCCGGCAGUACAAAUUAACUGAACAUGUCGAUGUACCGGCUGACAGAGUGUACACUGGAGAAAUAGCACGUCUCCAUUCGUUGGUUAAUCAGCGACCACCAUUCGAUGCUAAGAAUCCGUAUUUAGCACCAGUGAAAGUUAACCGUGAGCUCCAUGGCCCGACAUCAGAGCGCUCGUGUAUGCACAUCGAGUUUGAUAUCGAGGGAUCCAAGAUGCGGUACGACGCUGGAGACCACGUGGCGGUUUACCCGGUCAACAACAGCGAACUGGUUGAAAAAAUAGGAAAGGUAUGCGAAGUUGACUUGGAUACCGUGAUAACGUUGACAAACACCGACGAGGAAUCAACCAAGAAGCAUCCGUUCCCUUGUCCCUGUUCGUACAGAACAGCGCUUACGCACUACAUCGACAUUACCAGCAACCCCAGGACUCACGUUCUAAAAGAACUGGCUGAGUACUGCAGCGACCCAGCAGACAAAGAGAAACUGAAGCUCAUGGCCUCGACAACCGCCGAAGGCAAAGCGCUCUUCCACCAGUGGGUUACCAACGAAAACCGCAACAUCGUCCACAUUCUCGAAGACAUUCCGAGUCUGAAACCAGCGCUGGACCAUCUCUGCGAGCUGCUACCACGUCUCCAGUGUCGUUACUACUCCAUAUCUUCGUCUCCGAAGCUACACCCGACGUCAAUUCACAUAACCGCCGUCGUCGUCGAGUACAAGACACCCACCGGGCGCAUCAAUCACGGAGUAACCACCACCUGGCUCAAAAAUAAACACCCAACUGAUCCUCCCAGCUACGUCCCUAUUUUCGUAAGGAAGUCGCAGUUCAGGCUCCCAGUGCGCACCAUCACUCCAAUCAUCAUGGUCGGACCCGGUACCGGCAUCGCUCCCUUCCGCGGGUUCAUCCAAGAACGCGACACAGCCCGCAAAGAAGGCAAAGAAGUCGGCGACACCAUUCUCUACUUCGGGUGCCGCAAAAGCAAAGAAGAUUUUCUUUACCGCGAUGAGUUAGAGGCCUACGUUAAGAGCGGAACCCUGAAGCUGCACACGGCCUUCAGUCGCGAGCAGGAGAAGAAAAUUUAUGUAACUCAUCUGCUAGAGAAAAAUAAGGACGAGAUCUGGGAUGUAAUUGGCGCUAAAAAUGGUCACGUUUACAUCUGCGGUGACGCGCGUAAUAUGGCUCGUGAUGUACACAAUAUUUUACUGAAAGUAGUACAAGAAAAAGGUAAAAUGACUGAAAUGCAGGCUGCUGACUACAUUAAGAAAAUGGAGACACAGAAACGUUACUCCACUGACGUCUGGAGUUGAGUACACCCUUAGCUGCUAUUAUUAUUUAAUCGCAAUAAUUGAUAACGUACUUGUCGAUUUAUUGAAUCGACAUCAAAAGUACGUCAAUAUUACGAUAAUUUUUUGAGAUUGUCAUCGUGAGAAAGGAAAUCCUCCACGCAUAGAAAUAGGAAAUUGAAUAAAAUAUUUUUCAUGUAUAUAAUUACGUCCGUUACAGCGAUUAUUAAUUUAAAAAUAAUCAGCGCACUUUUAUAGGUGUCGAAGAUUUUACUUGAUCAUUUUUUUAUAGAUAAAUUACUUAUUAAUAAUGAUAGUAAUAAUAAUAAUAAUAAUAAUAAUAAUAAUAAUAAAAAUACUGUAAUUGUCAAUUUUUAUUUAUAAGAAAAAAUUAUAUAUAUAUAAUGUAUAAAUAUAUAUGUCUAUUUUUAA
Messenger RNA from Microplitis mediator, 3102 nucleotides. RefSeq names its product NADPH--cytochrome P450 reductase (gene Cpr). The transcript is spliced from 7 exons. Gene Ontology annotation, molecular function: NADPH-hemoprotein reductase activity; FMN binding; flavin adenine dinucleotide binding. The record is from RefSeq and is a predicted model, not a curated record. The coding region runs from base 655 to 2694 and encodes 679 amino acids. Gene Ontology annotation, biological process: response to hormone. Lineage: Eukaryota; Metazoa; Arthropoda; Insecta; Hymenoptera; Braconidae. Gene Ontology annotation, cellular component: cytosol.